Messenger RNA from Ambispora gerdemannii, 1434 nucleotides. Lineage: Eukaryota; Fungi; Glomeromycota; Glomeromycetes; Archaeosporales; Ambisporaceae. The record is from the annotation of a GenBank genome assembly.
AUGGAAACUUGGUUACUGCUUCUCUGCUGUGUAGUCACAGUAUUUUGUUUUCAAAAUAUAUAUGUACAAGUCAAGCGGCAAGGAUUCGUAUUAAUAUGUUACAGUGUCGCCAAUUCACUCAUUUCUCUUUCAUUUGUUAUUUCCGGCCUAUUUCUCCCAAAUGAUUUCACCACCUUCCCCACAAAUAACGAUGAAGAAAAAACGACUUUAUGGCAUAAUUUGGUUUGUGCAAUUAGUGGGGUUUUAUUAUCGGCAAACAUGAUAGCAAAUUACACAACUGCUCUCGCGCUGUCGAUCGAACUUUUCAUAACGCUACGAAGAAAACAACGAGCAACACGCACAAGCGAGGGUUUAAAAAAAUUAUAUUGUUUCUUGUGUCUAGUUUUGCCGUAUGCGGCUGCUCUAACCGGACUAGUUAUUUUGCUGGUAAAUCAUGAUCGUGUGUUCGAUAGUGCACCUGAAUCGGGUGUUUGCACUAUUGCUAGACAUGGAACAAAUAGAAUCGGGUUAUUUAUGGUGCUUAGUUUACCGGAAUUCUUGCCGAUUUACCCUGCAGCUAUUCUUUCUGCUUUGGCAUUGAUUCCAGUUGGUAAAAAAGUAUUUAAAACACGUCAAUUCACAUCAUCUCUCGAUGGACCUAUAAAACAGCAAGCGCGUGCCAUGACACGAGUAACAAGAGGCGGUCCACCUCCAGUUUCUCAUUCAAAUCCCAAAACGAUAAUCCCAAAGAAUGUCCUGAUACGAAUGGGACUCUGGUGUGGCCUACUAAUAAUAUCAGGAGUACCAACAUGCACCAUUCUACUCGCGCGCUCGAUACAAUAUUUGAUGACACCAAGUGAAGAUAAUGAAACCGCGAUACGUUUACUUCGUGUUUUUCCCGACAACAGAAAUUUUCUCUCGACAAAUGAGAUCGAGUUAAAAAUGCUUUUGUCGAUCAUCUUAUUCUUGAUUUGUUUUGGUACUGGAAGAUUUGCUUUCGAGCAAUACGAAGAAUUAUGGCAAAAAAUAUGCAAGACUAUUUUUCAGAAUCCAUUUACGAUCUUGAGAAAACGUAAAGAAGGUCCACCCGGAGAGCAAAAUUCAAUGGAAAUCGUCUUGCCUGAAUACCAACAACAGAAUUCUAAUAAUGGUGCAAAACCCAAACCGAUGAAAUCUUUCUCCUACCGAACUGCUUCAUUUAGAACUUCGGUGAAUACCUCGUCGGCAGCGCCUGCUCCCUAUUUUCGACUUCAAUCUGAUACACCUCCAGACAAUGCAUCUAUACAAAAUGAUUAUUUUUUGAAUGUACCGAAUCUCAAUGGCGGCGGACUUGGUGAUGAUGACAUUCUUAACACUAGAGUCGAGUCGAUAGUUGAACUACAAUCGCAAUCGCAACCGCAACCACAAAUAACAAUACCUGAUCCGGCUUUUAUUAAUAAAAAGAUCGAUCCCUGA